GGCAUCUUACACUGGCUACAACAUUUUUUGAAUUGAUAGGGUACUGCAGUCUUUAAAGCCAUGGUCAUGUUAUACUAAUCAAAACUUAAUCAUUAACUUUACAAACACAUGGACAUGUAGGUUUCAUUGCAUGUCUUAUCGUACAUACCUAGCGUAGCCUUCAAUCGGCUGGAUAUGCUACAAGGAACAAGAGAAAAAAAAAAAAAAAAACCUCCGACGCGUCGCGUGUUCCACUUGACUUCACGAAUGACAAUCAUUGAUCGACAAACAUCCAAUACGUAACCUCGCCAUUUACGUACUAGUAUUAUACACAACAUUGAACAGGUGCAUUUACAAUUAUACUAUUAGCAUAGUAUAGUAUAUAAUCGCAUCAAUCAACCAAAAUACUAGCUUAGGUACCAGACAAGACAAGACAAGACAAGACAAGACAAGCGGACUCCGCGUAGCCAUGGCACGUUUAUCGUUGCCAACUGUCGCGCGACUGUCCUCAGCCUUACGAGUCGAUCCAGCGAAUACCACUGUAAUCAAAACCCUCAACCGCCUCUCGCGAUCAUCCCUUUUAUCACUUGUACUCGACUGGCUAGAUGAACAAAACCAAGCCUUAUGUCCGCCUCUCCUUCGACGCCCCGACGCCCCCGACGAUGAAGACGAAGAUGAUUUUUACCCCCCAGUGCAAUCUCUCGAUGAGUUGCGGGACCUAUUCGAAGCUAUGCAAGCGCGCAAGGGUGGCCGCCGCGAGGUCGUUGACCGCGUUUUGGAAGGCGACUGGAGGUACGGACUAAGCCUGUAUCAGCUCGCCAUGGCAGAUCUACAGUACCUAUACGACCACCCGGGCAGUCUGAAGUGGACAGCGUACCGCAUCCAGCGCCUUCGAACUCCGGACCACGAGGAGGACGCCGAAGGCCCGGAAAGGGCUGAUAAGGAGUCCCUUGUAGUCCCACGCUUCCACCCGUCGACUUUCUUGCAGAACUUGCAAGCCGAGGUCUUGCCCGAUGUCAAGGCGCAUUACAAUUUCGACCGCCCGAAGGGCAUGCCGUUAUUGCUACUGCGCAUCUUUAUCGUGGAUUCUCCUUAUAACACAGACCUAGCUGUAUCCACGCGGCACCGUGGCCGGAACGGGAUUGGUAGUAACUUACAUUCCCACGGCAACGCAACCACGAGCUUCGACGCCUCCCGCACUAUAUACAUCGCCUUCCCUGACGCUUCACCACAUAUAUACAUCUCCAAAUCUACUUCGGCUGCCGCCGGUUCAUCGUCAGCCGGCGCAGCCGCCAGCACUGCAGGCGAGGCCAAAAGCCUGCGUGCUCUCAUCGUCGAAGGUAUCCCUAAAGCGCUGUCGCGACCACGCGAGCGCUAUGCUCUAAAAGCCACAAACUUGACUACCAAGAACUUAGCCGCUAUGCUCGCGGUCAAAGGACCGGGCCGCACAAACGCCGCCGGAGGGGGCUGGAGUGUGUACGCCGGUACCGAGACGGCGGAUCUGAAGGUGGAUAAUCCGUUGCAGACGAUGUUGCCCACGCCCCCUCUUUCAGAUGCGUCGUCCGCGGAUGGGGAGAAGGAGAAGGAUGGCGAGGGAGCUGAACGCAAGAGGACGAGGGGAAAUGAAGAAGAAGAAGACUACGAAAAGCAAAGCAAGAAGGCAAAACUUACCGCGCAGGCAAGGUUUGGAAGCAGCGCGAAUAUGGCCGAUGGGAAAGGCAUCGAGAGGCUGGACGUCAUAAUCGAGGACCCGUUCCCCGUGGCCAAAGGCACUGCUCCCAUAACCACUAAUGACGACGAUGACGACGAAAAUACCCCGGUUCCCUCCGAAGCAUCGCGGCGGAAGUCAAAGGGGGGCAGAAGAAGCACGCUCGACUUCAGCAGUCUACCAGCGCAGCCGGAAGAAGACGAAGAAGGAGAAGAGGAAAUGGACAGAGACGGGGGCGCGGGGAGCUGGAGGCCGAAGGUCAAGCUCUCGUUUCACGGGUCCCAUGUCUUCGCCGGCCUGCGCCAGCUAGUCGAGGCCGGCAUUGUGGAUGGGGCGAGGAUGCCCGGUUGGAUGACGGGCGAGGAGGGCGUGACGAUUGGGGCGGUGAGGCAUGGGAGGAUUAGGGGGUUUAAGGGGUCGGGGGUGUGAUGGAGGUAGGUAUACAUGCAUGCAGGGGGGCUACCCACGCACAUUCACCACAAUUAAUCACAACAUCACCCACCCUUCCCUCUCCCUCCGAGAGAUAUUCGACGAGGGAUGGAAGGUUCACUUACUUGCAUAGCCCAGGCGUUUGGCUUGCUUUUUUUUUUUUUCGGUUUGCUAGCCGGUCGGCAUACCUAAGGAUAUUAAUAGGACGGGCGGACAGGCGGAUGGACGGACAGAUUUGGUGGAGGGCUGGCUACCUUUAGCCCCUAUCUAGGUACCUAGGUUACUUGUCUAUGUGCCUAUUAAAUACUUGGCUUGCAGUAUAUAUCGUAUGCCUACCUAGGUAAUAGGUAACCCCCUAUCUGAAUCAGGAAUCGAGGAGGCUUUCAAGACGCUUUUGUG
Hypoxylon fragiforme is the source of this 2515-nucleotide messenger RNA. RefSeq names its product CHL4-domain-containing protein. Lineage: Eukaryota; Fungi; Ascomycota; Sordariomycetes; Xylariales; Hypoxylaceae. The coding region runs from base 449 to 2116 and encodes 555 amino acids. Gene Ontology annotation, biological process: chromosome segregation; CENP-A containing chromatin assembly. The transcript has a single exon. The record is from RefSeq and is a predicted model, not a curated record.